CCCUUUUGCCAUUUUUGUCAUUUUAGGAUAAAAAACAAAAAUGUCUUCCUCAUCAAGUGAUGAAGUUGAUGAAGCUUUAGAAGAAAUGGUUGACCAAGUAGUUGAUAAUUUCAUCGACUCAGUGAUUCAUGCUCACCCCAACAAGCACAAAAGACGGGCUUAUAUCGAAAGAGAUCGGGAACAAGGACACAAUCGGCUAUGGAACGAUUAUUUCAAGGAAAAUCCUACAUAUCCACCGGAAAUGUUUAGGAGGCGUUUUCGAAUGAACAAGCCUUUGUUCCUCCACAUUGUCGAACGUGUAAGUAAUGAAGUUCCAUACUUUCAGCAAAGACGGGAUGCUUGCGGAAGGAAUGGGCUAUCUGCACUUCAAAAGUGUACCGCAGCUAUACGUAUGCUGGCAUAUGGUCAAUCGGGAGAUACAUAUGACGAAUAUCUCCGACUUGGUGACAGUACAUCACGUUUGUGUUUGGCAAAUUUCACUGAUGCAAUAAUAGAAUUGUUUGGAAAUGAGUAUCUACGAAAACCUACAGCCGAGGAUCUUCAACGCUUACUCGAUGUUGGAGAGGUACGGGGGUUUCCGGGGAUGAUAGGCAGCAUCGACUGCAUGCAUUGGGAGUGGAAAAACUGUCCAACGGCUUGGAAAGGUCAGUUCACACGGGGUUCAGGAAAGCCGACAAUUGUCUUAGAAGCCGUGGCAUCACAAGAUCUUUGGAUAUGGCACGCAUUUUUCGGCUUACCAGGUACACUCAACGAUAUCAAUGUUCUCGAUCGGUCACCGGUUUUUGAUGACAUCUUACAUGGUCGAGCACCUAAAGUUAAGUUCAAGGUCAACAACCACACUUAUCGUAUGGCCUACUAUCUUACUGACGGAAUUUAUCCAAACUGGUCAACAUUUAUCCAAUCCAUCCCACUUCCUCAAGGUCCUAAAGCCGAGAAAUUUGCACAAAAGCAAGAAUCCGCCAGAAAAGAUGUCGAACGGGCUUUUGGAGUAUUGCAGUCGAGGUUUGCAAUUGUUAAAAACCCAGCUCUACAAUGGGACAAGGAAAAGAUAGGAAAGAUAAUGAGAACUUGUGUCAUAUUGCACAAUAUGAUUGUAGAGAACGAACGACACGGAUACGCUCAAAUAAAUACUUCUGAGUUCGAAUCAGGAGAGUCAAGCAGAAGUUCAAAGGUGACAACCAGAGAAAGUAUUCAUGCCGGUGAUAUGUUAGCCAUGCGCAGAGAAGUCCGAGAUCAAGAGAAGCAUGCUCGUUUGAAAGCUGAUUUAAUGGAAAAUAUUUGGCAAAAGUUUGGUGAUGAAGAUGAAUAAACUUUGUUUGUUUUUCUAUUUCUCAAUUUAUGUAAUCUAAUCUUUUAAUGUAUUGAAUAAAUAGUUUUCAAAAAUUUAAUAAUAUUUUAAAUAUUUUAUUCUUGUUUUCUGGAUAAUUUGAAUAUUAAAAAAAAAUAUAUAUAUUAUUAUUUUAUUGUUAUGAACUCAUACUUCAGGUUCACCAAUGCAGAAAAAAACAAUUACAGGUUCAUAACUAUUCAUGGACCCACAAAAAAAUAUUAAAAUAAACUUGUGAACCCCAAAGAGGGGUUCACCAAUGCUCAUGCUCUAAUGUUGUACAUGAUGUUUGUCUUAUAUCGCGCAAGAGCUUCUGCAUAGAUUUUGAUCCUAAAAACUAUCAACGAACAGUAUUUAUUAGCUUAUACACAGGUUUUGUUAUCCUACAAAUUUAUAUAUAAACUAGUUUAAUACAUGAGUGUAAAAACUAAAAAAUCUAUAGUUUUUUGUGAAUUUUUCUCUCCUCUGGAUGUUUAUAUCCUAGUGGAUUUGUAGCCCACGUCACGUCUAUAUAUGAUGAUAUAAUCCCCAGAUUGUUGCAUUAUUUUUCUUUUUGCAACUGGUGCUUAUCCUACGUGCAUAUAUUUGCUUUAAGAUCCGUAAGCACUAGGAUUCACAUGAUCAUCUACUUCAGAACUCCGUGAAGACUUUAACACCCCCUCUCCUUCCUCUUUUUUUCUAGUAGCUACAAAGUCUAAAAAGAAACACGAGUUUGGUCUCUAAUUUUCAAAAUUUUAAUCCAGGAUGGUUUCAAUAGUUUGUGUAUAUAAUGAAGAUAUAUUGGAGAGCAAGAUGUGUAUCUUGCGAACCAACUGUUAUGGACCAUUGAAGUUCGAUUACAAAGUGAAAUCCAUAAAAUCCAAACCGAAAAAUAUUAUAUAAAUUUUCUUAUGAUAAGGAUUAACAUUUAGAUAUAUAUAUCAUAAGAUUUAGAUAAGUUCUAUUCCUAGUUGAAAUAGGUCUCUAAGUCUUGUGUAUAUAAUAACAUAGCACUUCUAUAGAUGAUCAACUUGUAAUUUAUUUGUUGUGUUUAUAUUUAUCGGUCAACAAUUGGCAAAACUAUGAUCAUCGAGACUGUACUUAAUUACUAAUUAGGAAAAAGAACAUAGCUAAUCUGCAUGCAUGGCUACAUGUCCUACUAAAACCAGGUCAAAUAGGUACCGUUUAACCAUCAAAACACCCUUACAAAUACUGCCAAGAAAUGCAAAAUGUAGUAAGCUCACAACAGCUAAAAACCAAACCUCCAGUCAACAUACGCAUGUAAGUGACAAUCUUUUAUAACUGAAAUAUACUCCACAAACACAAAGUAGUAGUUACCUCCACAUGUCUUAUAAUGCGAUGAACAAGACCUUAUAAUGUAAACUUUCACUGACUCGAUCGGUGCUCACAACUCGACAAUAUCUCUUUUGGACAAUGACACGUUCACAAACCCGAUUCAAAGGUUUCAAUCAUGCUACUGCAAACCAACAAAAGAAACAUAUAAAUCUAUCAGUUUAACAUCUUUUUGGGACCAUUAAAUGGAGAAAAAGCGUGGUCCAUGACAUUGAUAUUCAUGUCAUUUACACGUAAGACUGGCGAUAUCAAAAGGUGGUUUUAUUCUUCAGUAUCCAUCAAUGAUCAAUAUCGAAUUAGCAAAGUACUAAGAACCAAAAUCCCACCUAAAAAGAACAACUAAACUAAUAUACACCAUCGUAUUAGAUUAAAUGGGAUUUCGCUAGUGGGUAUCCUGUACAUACGUAUUCUCCUACAACUGUUACUUUGUCUGCAAGAUUAUCAUCAUCUUACUUGGACAUGAUUACUUCACUCUACAUGACUACAUAUCAAUGCGUUCAUCAGGUGUAGAAUUACAAAAUAUGAUAUUAUUGAAUUGUUAUUAAUAAAUGACAUGUAUUUGUGUAUACACACUAGAGAUUACCUAUCUCAACUAAAAAGUUAUCCAGAUCUAUUAAUCAUUACCAGAAUAGAACAGGAGUUGCAUAAUAUUUUUAUUUAAGUUUCAAAAAUUUCAUGGUUUUGCCUUCAUAA
Molecule: messenger RNA, 3352 nt
Organism: Brassica napus (rape)
Lineage: Eukaryota; Viridiplantae; Streptophyta; Magnoliopsida; Brassicales; Brassicaceae
Product: putative nuclease HARBI1
Exons: 1
Coding region: 41-1309 (422 amino acids)
Source: RefSeq, a predicted model, not a curated record